GCAGUGUUGGAGACGCUGUGAAACUCAGUAAUGUUUCCGACAUCGCCUCCUCUUUCUGUGACGUCCCGGGAAUGUCCUCCGCAUUUCUCAGCUUCAGUUGGUCAGAGGAGAAACAGACAAAAGACGACAGAAAUGGGUGGAAGAAAAUCCAAGAGUGUUGGGGACGACGGAAGAAAGAGCGCAGCUUUGGAUGAAAAUCUGCCAACAGUCGAACGCAUUCGCAAGCAUACGACCACACACUUCGGUUUCAGCGUGCUAAGUCUUGCUCGACGUGGCAUGACGGAUCUCCCGGAGGAACUAUGGCAAAUAACAGAGCUGCAAAAGCUGAACUUAUCACUGAAUUCUCUACGCUCUCUUCCGGGAUCGCUGGGUUUGCUGCAGAACCUGGUGGUGCUUAACAUUUGGGGAAACCAGCUGACCAGCUUACCACCUGAAAUCGGCCGACUGAAAAUUAAGGUGCUUUUUGCAUAUCGGAAUAGCUUAAGCGAAGUUCCCGAAGAGCUUUGCUUGUGCAGUAAACUGGAGGUGUUGAGCUUGGCUAAUAAUCAUCUCACCGGGCUCCCGGCGUCUCUUUCAGCUCUCGUGGGCUUAAAAAAACUCAAUCUAAGCCACAAUAACAUAACACACAUCCCCGGCUGCGUCUACACCAUGAGGAACCUGGUGUUUCUGCAACUAGCAUGCAAUAAUCUGGAGAACAUCGCCGAUCAGAUACAAGCCCUGGCGGAUUUGAAGAUCCUCAUCGUUGAGGGAAACUGCAUCCACUCGCUUCCCAAGAUGCUUUGCUGUUUGACUAAGCUGGAGCUUCUGAACGUUGACUUUAAUGACAUCCAGAACGUUCCUGCGGAGAUGCACAAGCUGAAGCGUCUGGAGAAGCUAGCGUGCCAUCCGCUGGAUAAAGGUCUGCACAUUAUGCACAAUCCGCUGCUGAAACCCAUUAAAGAAGUGCUGGACGGCGGCCUGCAGGCGCUCUACUGCUAUCUGAAGGCCACGUGAGGGUUUGUUUAUCCGCCGCUCUUCAUUCUGGACUCAGACAAGGUCUUCAACAAGUGUUUAUUUGUGUUCUGACUGAUAUCAGAGAGCGUGCGCCUGCCGGAGCUGUGCUGCUGAGGGGUUUGGGGAACACGAAGGGUCUGUUUAUGAAUAUUAAAGUUGUGAAUAAAGAUUUUUAGAGUACUUUUGACUACAAAACACACUGCGAAAAUGCUUUACUUACUUGCUUGGAGUGUUUAUCUUGUUUCUAGUCCUACUAUCUGAGCGGAUUUUCUAGACAAGCACAACAUUUAGUUCUGUUUUCAGAAAUGAUGAGUCAAAAUGAGUUAAGCAAGCAAAAUAAUCUGCCAAUAAUCUUGUUUUUCCUUUUGACAUGAGAUUAAAGUGUCAUGACAUGAGUACUAAUGUACUAAUGACAUUAGUAGUGUCAUGCUACUUUAAAAGCAUUAUCUUACAACCUUAAGUCACUUUUUGUCUAUGCCGCUCUUCAUUCUGGACUCCGGCAAAGCCUUUAGAGAAGUGUUUUAUUUGUGUUCUGACUGAUAUCAGAGAGCGUGUGCUGUUGUUAGUUAUAUAGAUCGGUUUUGGGGAACAGGAAGGGUUUAUUUGUUUAUAUUAUUACUAGACUGUAAAUAAAGUUUUGGCAAGUUGUGAAUAAAGAUUUUUGGAGCACUUUUGACUACAAAACACACUGCAAAAAGCUUUAUUACAUUUUUUGGCUUGUUUCUAGUGCAAAAAUCUAAAUGUUCUUAUAUAAAGAAGCAUUUUCUAGACAAGCAAAACAUUGUCUUGUUUUAAAGUCAAAAUGAAAUGAGCAAGCUAAAUAAUCUGUUUUUCCCUUUGACAUAAGAUUAUUUUAUUAUUUGUGAUCAGUGUUGGGUUAUGCUACUUUAAAAGCAAUUAUCUUACAACCUUAAGUCACUUUCUGUCUAUGCCGCUCUUCAUUCUGGACUCCGGCAAAGCCUUUCGAGAAGUGUUUUAUUUGUGUUCUGACUGAUAUCUGAGAGCGUGUGCUGCUGAUCAAUAAGUCAUACAGAGGGGUUUUGGGGAACAGGAAGGGUUUAUUUGUAAUAUUAUUACUAGACUGUAAAUAAAAGCUCUUUUGGAAAGUUGUGAAUAAAGAUUUUUAGAGUACUUUUGACUACAAAACACACUGCGAAAAUGCUUUACUUACUUGCUUGGAGUUUUUAUCUUGUUUCUAGUCCUACUAUCUGAGCGGAUUUUCUAGACAAGCUCAACAUUUAGUUCUGUUUCAGAAAUGAUGAGUCAAAAUGAGUUAAGCAAGCAAAAUAAUCUGCCAAUAAUCUUGUUUUUCCUUUUGACAUGAGAUUAAAGUGUCAUGCUACUUUAAAAGCAAUAUCUUACAACCUUAAGUCACUUUUUGUCUAUGCCGCUCUUCAUUCUGGACUCCGGCAAAGCCUUUCGAGAAGUGUUUUAUUUGUGUUCUGACUGAUAUCUGAGAGCGUGUGCUGCUGUUAGUUAUACAGAGGGGUUUUGGGGAACAGGAAGGGUUUGUUUGUUAAUAUUAUUACUAGACUGUAAAUAAAAGCUCUUUUGGCAAGUUUUAAAUAA
Molecule: messenger RNA, 2562 nt
Organism: Danio aesculapii
Lineage: Eukaryota; Metazoa; Chordata; Actinopteri; Cypriniformes; Danionidae
Gene: lrrc30a
Product: leucine rich repeat containing 30a
Molecular function (GO): protein binding
Source: RefSeq, a predicted model, not a curated record